AUGGAUGGCAGUGGAACGUUUGGUAUGAACUCAGACUAUGAAAACUGGGGUGAUACCCCUGACGACCCCCAAUAUUGUGCCACCGAGGUACCUAACAAUGAGUAUGACGAGGAAACGAACACGGAACCAGACUAUGCUGAAAUCUUGAAUCUUUUCGAGAGUCUAUUUAGGGUGAUUGAAGAACUUCACUUUAACAUGCAACAAGCUUCUCGAAUUGUGCGUAUUCCGCAACGCACGUCCCCUUUGACGGGUCAUAUGUGGAUGUAUUGGGUCCUGACGAACCCCAACCGUACUACAUGCUACGAGCGCUUCCGGAUGUAUCCCUGUACCUUCAUGAAGCUAUGCAGCACAUUAAAAAAUAAUGGCUAUCUAGGGAAUAGCCGAUAUGUUAAGAUCACUGAGAAAGUAGCAGCAUUUCUCUUAGUUGUUUGCCAAGCGCACUCGCAGAGGAGUGUGGCCGACAGGCUGCAAAGAUCGACUCACACCAUAAGCACAUACGUUGGGCAAGUAUGCAAAGCCUUAUGUAGAUUGGGCAAUACGUUGAUACAACCGUGUGCCAUCGAGAUGCCUCACCCAUACGUUGCCCGUGACAGGCGAUACUACCCCUGGUUUAAGGAUUGCAUAGGUGCCAUUGAUGGCACACAUAUAAUGGCCUGCGUAACCAAGCACAACGUGGUGCCAUUUAUCGGUCGCAAAAAAACCCCGACACAGAAUGUUAUGUGUGUGACAGACUUCGACCUUUGCUUCACGUUCGUUUGUAGUGGGUGGGAGGGCAGUGCGCACGAUUCACGAAUUUUCACAUCCACUAUAAACGAUCCCGUGAUGCGCUUCCCAACACCGGCCGAAGGAUUUUAUUAUUUGGUGGAUUCUGGAUAUGCUUGCUCUAAGGGGUUCUUGCCCCCGUACCGCAACGAACGAUACCACCUACCAAACUUUCGUGACGGUGGAGCCCAACAUCGGAGGAAGGAAGAGUUGUUUAACCAUAGACACUCUUCACUACGAUCGGUGGUGGAACGAACUUUUGGGAUCUGGAAGAAUCGAUUUAAGAUUUUAGAAAAUAUGCCACCAUACGAAAUCCCAGCACAACGUUUAAUGGUGAUUGCAUGUUGCACUGUCCACAACUUCAUCCGCAAGGAUUGUGCAGACAUUGAUCCAUUAUUUAGUUCCGCUCUGCAGGAGAUGUACGAUGAAUCUUGGAUCAAUGUAUCGCAACGGGCUCUUAUGCCAGGUGUAUCGUACGUAUCACCUGGACAACAACCUGAUCAAUCCGAGGCUGGCACAAGGUUCAUGGGGAUGUACCAGAAUUCAAUGUGUUAUGAUAUGUGGCGCGCGGUUAAUGGCGACUAAACCGUAGCAAUUUUUUUGCUUGUAUUGAAUGAUGUGAGCUACUACUUUUUGUUUUUGUAGUGAGCAUUGUUUAAAAUUUGUUGUUGAACCGGUUAAUAAGUUGUUGAACCGGUCAAAAAAGUGAGC
Alnus glutinosa is the source of this 1473-nucleotide messenger RNA. RefSeq lists its product as uncharacterized. The coding region runs from base 1 to 1347 and encodes 448 amino acids. Lineage: Eukaryota; Viridiplantae; Streptophyta; Magnoliopsida; Fagales; Betulaceae. The record is from RefSeq and is a predicted model, not a curated record. The transcript has 3 exons.